Molecule: messenger RNA, 969 nt
Organism: Halichondria panicea
Lineage: Eukaryota; Metazoa; Porifera; Demospongiae; Suberitida; Halichondriidae
Exons: 1
Coding region: 142-942 (266 amino acids)
Source: RefSeq, a predicted model, not a curated record
UUGAAACAAGACCACCAGAAUGCUGAAUGCUCGGAAACUCAAAGAAAAAUAAAGGCUUCAACUAGAUCAGAGAAACAAAACAGACUAAAACAAUCAGCCAAAAACUUGCUGGAACAACUCCCUAUCCCGCUCCAACGCAGCAUGGAGCUCUCACAAGAGAAAGGUGCGUCAACCUGGCUGACAGCACUACCCAUCGAGAACCAUGGCUUCGCUCUCCAUAAGGCUGCGUUCCGGGAUGCCCUAUCCCUCCGCUAUGGCUGGGCUCUAAAGAACACACCAUCACACUGCAGCUGUGGCCACACUUUCGGUAUCGCACAUGCCAUGUCGUGUCCGACCGGAGGAUAUCCAUCAAUUAGGCAUAACGAAAUUCGAGAUAUUACUGCCUCCCUGCUGACGAAAGUAUGCCACAGUGUAUCAAUAGAGCCACACCUUCAACCUAUUAGGGGAGAAUCCUUGUCCCACAGAACAGCCAACACAGAAGACCAAUCAAGACUAGACAUCGCAGUAUGCGGCUUCUGGGGAGGCAGAUUCGAAAAGGCAUUCCUUGAUGUAAGGGUAUUUAACCCAAGUGCCCAAUCGAAUCAACAAACCUCUCUAGCAUCUACAUACAGAAGACAUGAGCUGGAAAAGAAACGCCACUAUGAACAGCGUAUUCGGGAAGUGGAACACUCAACUUUCACACCACUAGUCCUCUCAUCUACUGGAGGCAUGGGAAGAGCUGCAACAACUUUCUACAAGAGACUGUCGUCGAUGUUCAGUGAGAAGAGAGAUGUACCCUACAAUACAAUGAUAGGAUGGAUACGAUGCCAGCUGAGUUUCGCUCUACUGAGGGCAUCCAUUAUGGCAAUUAGGGGUGCCAGGUCAUCAAGAAACAGACCAGCUAAGGAUGUACUUCUUGAGCCAAUCGAGGUCCAAGUUGUGGAGGGACACCUAGAACACUAACCUAGAACACUAACUUAUUUUUUUUUU